Mucor mucedo is the source of this 2352-nucleotide messenger RNA. Its product is annotated as kinase-like domain-containing protein. NCBI's taxonomy places the organism in Eukaryota, Fungi, Mucoromycota, Mucoromycetes, Mucorales, Mucoraceae. Gene Ontology annotation, molecular function: protein kinase activity; ATP binding; protein binding. The record is from RefSeq and is a predicted model, not a curated record. The transcript has 6 exons. Gene Ontology annotation, biological process: protein phosphorylation. Bases 1 to 2352 code for a protein of 783 amino acids.
AUGGUCAAACAUUCAAGUCCACCUACAGAAGGAGAAAUUAAAAGUCAACUUGGCAAUGAAGUUUUAAACUCAUGGACACAAGACAAAGUCUCUGCUUGGUUAGAAGAAAGAGGUUGGGGACAGUUCGUGUCUACGUUUGAAAAGCACAGGAUAUGUGGUGUACGUUUCUUUCAAAUCACUUUGGCAGAAUUAGUGGAAUAUUUACCAAGAAGCAUAACAACUUAUUGCGAAAGACGGAGACUUUUAAAUGAAAUUCGAGCUCUUGUUCCCUUGGGAAAACCCAAACUCAACACACCCACCAACAUCUCCAUUAAUACCAAUCUUCAAGAUUACAAUAAGGGACAAGGAGUCACGACUCCCUUAGAAACAAGAGAUAGUGGCAUUGGUUAUCUUUCGUCACCUUCUUCCCCAACCACUUCCAUCAAGUCCUCCUCCUAUUCUCCCAAAGCAGCAUUUCACAAGAUCAAGAACUCGUUUCGUGCUUCCUCUCCACCCAUGAUUAGUCCACCCGCUAUCCCUGCCCGUAUCUCUUCCACACCCGACAAAAUAUCCAAGUUUUGGGCCGCUUAUCAUCACUGGUCUCCUAACAACAACAACAACGCCAAUAAAGAAAAGAAGCCCGCUCGUAUCCAGAUUACCGCAGAUAAAGAAGUUUGGUACAGUUUAAAUGUCUCGGAUGUAAGAGACCCCUUGACCAUCAAGCAACAUAUCCUUAGACGCAUGAACUUGGAAGGAGACUGUGACGGGUAUUACUACUUUCAUGAAAAUGGACCUGACCCAGAAACCCCCAUGGAUCCGCAAGAUAUCAUGUGUUUAUGUGCCAUGGCAGAUCAUUCUGCCUCUCAACGUAUUUUAGUGCGUCCCGUUUAUACUCACCUUACACCUGAACUAGGUAAAUCCCCUACAGGUAGUCCUAUUCGAUCACCCAAUUUUAGACCUUUAUGUCGUAAAGCUGCACGAAGGCCUUAUAAACAGAAAGGUAUCCAACUCUCGGACCCACCUCGUCCUUGUCCUUCACCCCCAUCACCACCACUACAACAACAACAGGAAGAUGUGGCGUUGUGGGCAGUAGCGCCACAGAAACUAUCACCUGUCCAUCGAGAAUACUGGGGUGAAAGACCACCUCCAGAAAUUGUAUUUAAACACAUGGAAGAUUAUUUUGAUAGUCAAGAUUUAGACAAGGAAGUUGUGGUGGUAGAUGAACCCGAUUCACGUAAACGAUUAACACAUACGAAAUCCAUCCGACUGGUAGCGCGUGAAGCGAGUCGAAAAUACAAUUCACAGCAGCAGCAGCAACAACAACAACAACAACAACAACAACAACAACAACAACAGGAGCGAAACAAAGUGGUGGUUCGACGCAAGAGUACCAAAUUAUGGGGACAGAAAGUGAUUGAGGUGAAAUCAUUACAGCGAUUACCCUCUGUAAGUGAACAUAUUCAAUUAUCGCAUACAGCGACCCAUGAUGAGAAUACGAUGAUGAAUCCAGUUCAGUGGAUUCGAGGCAAGUUGAUCGGGAAAGGAUCGUUUGGUCGUGUGUAUCUUGCUUUUAAUGUGGCAACGGGUGAAGUGAUUGCUGUGAAACAGGUGGAGAUACCCAAGACGGCUUCGGAUCUACUGGAUCAAGAUCAACAUGAUUGUGUUACCUCCUUGUAUGCGGAAAUCAUGAUGUUGCGUGAUUUAGACCAUGAAAAUAUCGUACAGUAUCUAGGGUAUGGUCAAGAUGAUGGUGAAGGUGUGGUGAAUAUUUUCUUGGAAUACGUGUCCGGUGGUAGUAUUGCAUCUCGGUUAGCCUUGCAUGGUGCAUUUGAUGAGCUUUUAACGGGUUAUUUUACACGACAGAUUGUGGCUGGAUUAGAGUAUUUGCAUUCAAAGGGUAUACUUCAUCGAGAUAUUAAGGCAGCUAAUAUCCUCGUAGAAGCAGACGGUAUUUGUAAAAUCUCCGAUUUUGGCUUAUCCAAGAAGAACGAUUAUGAUGAAGCGUAUGAUCAAAACUCGCGCAUGUCGUUACGAGGGUCUAUUUAUUGGAUGGCACCUGAGGUAGUGAAGAAUGAAGCGUAUAGUGCUAAAGUGGAUAUCUGGAGUUUAGGUUGUACCGUCAUUGAAAUGUUGACGGGUCAAAGACCUUGGAUCUCUCUGAAUCAAAUUGCUGCCCUGUAUAAUUUGGGAAGAUUGAAUACACCUACACUACCAGAGGAUAUUUCUGAUUGUACGAAAGAUUUUCUUACACAGUGCUUCAUCAUUGAUCCUACUAAACGACCUACCGCCGCGGAUUUAUUACAACAUCCAUUCUUGACGAAUCUAGACAAAUCCUUUCAAUUUAAGGAUUACAUGGAUAGGGGCAAAAUCUAA